Molecule: messenger RNA, 1535 nt
Organism: Linum tenue
Lineage: Eukaryota; Viridiplantae; Streptophyta; Magnoliopsida; Malpighiales; Linaceae
Source: the annotation of a GenBank genome assembly
CUCACCGAAAUCGAACCUCACCGCUCCUGUCUCACCAGCACCGCUCCUGUCUCCAGCAUCUCUAGCCAUCCCCCAACUCUCUCGCUGCCGGUCCAACUCACCGCGCCCAUCGCCUCCCCCAACCUCUCUCGCUGCCGGCCGGAAGUCUAACCUCCAGCCUCCAGUUCAGCUCGCGUCUCCAGUCUCUGUGCCAUCCCCCAACUCUCUCGCUGCCGGCCCAACUCACCGCGCCCAUCGCCUCCCCCAACCUCUCUCGCUGCCUGCCGGAAGUCUAACCUCCAGCCUCCAGUUCAGCUCGCGUCUCCAGUCUCUGUAGAUACCGGUAAUCGAGCAUCAACUCGGAGCCUCCAGCCUCUGUAGCUACUGGAAAUCGAGCAUCAACUCGGAGCCCGUGUUGUGGAUGUGGAUAUUUUGUUUCCCCUUCAUUCGCCCCUUGGUCGUUUAGUUGGUGGCUGCUCAAGUUCGCGACGAUUGCACCAGCCCUAGCUCAAGUUUACAGGCGAGGUACUUAUUAGGUCGCUGGAGCGGAGAUUAGUUGUCAUUUUUAAGCAGCUGAAGGGGACCAUUUUCAGCUGGGCAAAUCGUUGAACAGGUUCUGGGCAGGAUAAGAAAAGGGCACCCUAGGAUUGAAGAAACCACAAUCGUUAACCGUCUUUGUCCGUCGAGACACCACCAGUCCGCCACUUGAAAACAACAACAGCAACACUCGAGCGCAACUGCUCCACCAGUCUUUCUUCCACCACUCGAAUACUAUUAAGUGAUUCACAGUAAGUUCUAUGCAUCGAAGAAGAAGUAUUCCCCAUGGGAAGUCAUCGACAAUCUCAAAUAAUGAGUCAAUUCGACCAUUAAAAAUUGAAUGGUAUAAGAGAGCUGUUUUUUUUCCACCAGAAGGUGUAGUGGAUUCUAAUCAGUCUCUAUCUGAAGCACAAAAUAAAAUUUCCGAUGAAAUUGAUGCACAUAAGUGUGAGUUGAGGAGAAUUACUCAACCGUUGACCAAAUUAGCAAGAAGGAAACGUGCACUUUAUAUAAGGCAGAGGCGUAUAUAUGGAAGAAUGGUGAACAUUCCUACUGGACUGCAAAAUGAGAUGGAUAAGUUACAAUCAAAGAGAAAUAGAUUAUUGAGAUCCAUCAAACUUGCCGAAAAUCGUUAUAACCAUCUUCGAUUGAUGCGUUCUGGUGACUUUCCAGUUGUAGAAGUGUUUGAUAUUGGAAAACCAUCAUAUAAAUGUGUGUAUUGUGGAGCGAUAAUGUGGAAGGAAGAAAGCACCAAAGCCACGAGGAAUUCCAAUGAACCAAAGUUUUCGUUGUGUUGCAGACAGGGUAAAGUGAAACUCCCUCCUCGAAGACAACCGCCGGAGGUUUUGAAUAUGCUAUUGCAAGCAAACACUUCAAUGGCACGUCAUUUUCUGGAACAUAUCAGAGGAUAUAAUGCAGUCUUAGCAUUUACUUCUAUUGGAGGUAAAUUGGAUCGAUCUAUAAAUAAUGGACGCGGAGUAUAUGUUUAUUCGAUUGGGGGUCAAGUAUAUCAUCGAAUC